UUGAAUUGAUUCAAGAUAGUCUAUAAAUAUAUUAACAACUUAUCUCAGAAGUUUGGAACAGUCCUCUCACAAAUUUACUGAAAGAAGGGUGAUCAUCAUUUGUCAUGUCACUAAAUUUGUGGCCAAGAUUAAUUGGGAAACCUUUUCCCAUGCAAUCGAUGAAUGUCAUCGGGCUCAGAAAUAAAAUAGCCACAGGAAGCAAAUUUCAGAACCGUAACUUUAUGGGACUUCAAUGCAUUUCACAACAUGGAAAUGCCUUGAGUAGAUGCCACCUCUCAUCAUCUUGCAUUGCCAUUGGACAGUCCAGAAAUGUAAGCAGAACUGUGCACCACCACAAUCAGAAACCUGUAUAUUCAGCACUGAGAUCUGCAUCACUGCGGCCAGGCAGAUGGGCUCAACAUCAACGUUUUAAAUCUUCGGAUGCCUGGUUGGAGCAACCUGUCGUCUUCAAACCAACAUCUCCAGCCGCUGUUGCAACCAAAGAGAAAGGAGAGAGGAACAGCAGGAAGGUCUCCUCCAAGGUGCCCCGCCCAAGAACCAAGAAACCGUCUAGGUUCGACAAAGGAGCGGAGAAGAAUGCUUAUUUAUGUACUGCAUUCACUACAGCAGAAGAAUACAAUUUGGAGCACCUCAGCUAUGACCUGCAGAUUCAGAAGAACAAGUUUGUUCUUGCCGAGAUGCCUCAAGAUGCCCAUGACAUCCUUCACGUGCAGUUGUCUGAUGAAUACUACAAGGGCCAGGAAGUAGAUGAGCCUGGUGAGAUGUUCUUCUUCAGGGAGGGGUCGGUAGUCUUCUGGAAUGUUCCUGACCCAGAGAUCAAGCUAGUGAUGAGGAUCAUCAGUCGGCAUCAGCACCAGCCCUAUGAAAUAGCACUGGUCAACUGGGAGAAUGAACAAAUGACCUUUGGUUAUCAUGAUCAAGCCACUAGUCUAGUGAAGGGUGACAUACUACUCGAUAGCGCAAGGCCCACAAACGAGACGGCCCUGGAGAAAUUUGCUUUCGCCAACGCCAUGGCAUUAUCAGUAAAGCUGGCUAUCUGGGAAUACUCUCUGGAUCAGUUUGUGUCUUCCAUCGAAAACAUUCCCGACAACAUGAAGCUUGGUAAGGGGGUGAAGCUGUCUCGAAAAGAAGUGAUGAAGAAGACCGGCGAGCUCUUCGGUCUUCGGCAUCGUAUCAACCUCUCUUCCGAUCUGCUCAUCUCACCGGACUUCUACUGGGAUCGGGAGGAGCUGGAACUCGUCUACAACAAGAUGUGCCAGUUCCUUAGCAUCUCAAGAAGAACAAAUGUCAUGAAUGAGAAGUUGAAUCAUUGCACAGAGUUGGUGGAUUUGAUGAGAUCUCAUCUAGAGGAAAAGCACACACAUCGAUUAGAGUGGAUGAUUAUAGUUCUCAUCAUGGUUGAGGUUGGAUUUGAAAUCAUCCACUAUAUCAGGCAGUAUAAGGCAGAUAGAGCAGAAAAGGAGGUUCCGGCUCAUUGACACACAUUUAUCCCUUGGACAUCAUAUUGAGUAAGGAAAGGUAAUAGGGUAUUGAAAAGGAUGAAGUGUGAGAACUGCGUUAAUCAAGGAAAUUUAUGAUUUAUUAUUCUUGAUUAUUAAUUAUUUGGUGUCACCUGUGCCUGGGAGGGGAAAAGCGAACUGAAUCACUGUAAUUCAGGACAGGGUGUAUGUGGUUUAUGAAUAAUACCCAAAUUCACCCCAAAUGGAGUCCAAAAUGACCAUAAUAAACACAAUAUUGGCCAACUGGGAUACUGUCAUUCCUGUUUGGCCUAUCGAAAGUCUAAAUCAUUCUUGUCUGAAUGACUCACAUAUAUUAUUUUGGAUUUAAUCAAAAUCAAAAUUCAGAUCAUGUGCAAUUUGGUCAUCAGACCAUCCUUAUGUCUGUAAAUUAUUUUGUGCUACCAAGUUUGUUAAGUGACCUUGUCUGAUUAUGAAGUUUUGAGCUCUUAAUGCUGAACAAAUUGCUGUGAUUCUGCAGCAAAUAUGAAUAAAUGAAAUUGAUCGAGUCGUGAUAUGAAAUGAGAAAUUGAUUUCAUGUUGACAUGAUUUAUAUUUUUUUUCAUUCAGUAACAGAAAUAUGAUGAUUUUUAUGAGAUGUAGAGUUCGACACUUGGUGCUUCAUAGAUAAGUGGACUGAAUCUGCCCUCUCUAAAACAGGGGUGAAGUUGGUACGCUGUUAUGAAUAUUGGUCUGUGAGAUUACGGUAAACAAUAUCAGAUGUUUUGACAUUUUGAUGAAACAAUGUCUACUUCCCUGCAACUCUUCAUAAAAUUAACCUGUGGAAAAUAGUGUUGCAUUCAAUAUGGUGAUAGUUUAGAAGUCAUAUAUCAUGUUUCAAUUAACCUUUCUUUUUAUAUCUUUUGUAUUUUAUGUCUUUACUAAUUUGGCAUAUUUAUUUUCAUAAUUUAUACUCCACCAUCAUCAUUUGAUAUUGUUUUGUUUUCAUAUUUCAGUCAUUCCUGUUACAGUAUGAAUGCACGCUUAGAACUUUAGGGUAAAACAAUUUUCUCCAUAUUUUGUUAUACUUUGCAAAUGUUAUUUCUUCAUAUCAUGCAUAACGAUUGUUUAUGUAACAUUGAGCAGGAUUAUUGUUAUAUUAAGCCUAUAGGAGUAAGAGAACUUUACUAGCUAAAGGUUAAAAGUUGAUAAAAAGAUAGACACUGUACCAAACAGUCAAUGUCUCUACAAUAUAAAGUGUCCAAAAGAAAGAGAAAAAGGUUGAUAUUCAGUCAAGAAACAUUAGCACCCCGAGUGAAAUGUGCCUGUGCAGUCUAUACCUCUAAUAAAAUGAAUUAAUAACAAGAACUGUUGCUGCCUUCUGAUUGACUUCAGACAAUAAUGUCUGAUAUCUAGGACCCUGGGGCUGUUCUCUAAACCAUCAUAAGUCCAACUUCAUGGACAUCUCCUUGAAACGUGUGUUAUAGAAAUAUCAUGCGUUUCUAUGGGAUGUCCACGAACUUGGUCUCAUGACGAUUUCAAGAAUUUGGCCCCUGGUUGAACCAUAACCCAUUGACUACAGGAACCAAGUGGCCCCUGUGUAUAAGUCUAUGAGAAUGAGAGAAUUAGGUAAUGAACCAGUUAAUAAAUCUUUGAGUUGAAGAUGUUAAUUGGGAACACAGAACAUCUUGACUGUAUACUUUAUAGCUUUCUCGCAUGGAUUUGAUAUGAUUUUCAUGAAUUCAAGCCUUUGUAUUCUAUGUGCAGCGAAGAUGAAAAAUUUAUUAGAAUUGAAGCAAAUUGAAAAUGAAUCAUUUUUACUAUACAGUGUAUAUUUAUAUUGAUAGUAAUGGGUGAUUAUACGUUGACAAAAUAUUUUUGCUUUGUUUUUCAUUGCAAAUUUGCUCUUAUAUUAUAAUUAAUCUUAAAAAAUCUGGAGGAAAACAGUGCCGUAAAAAAUAUUGUGUAUGUGUACAUGUAAUUAAUUAUGUAAUUAAUUAUGCAAGAUCUUCCGAAGGGAUGCUCCUCUACACUUUUAUUAUAAUGCAUGAUGAUUAUGUAAAAUAUUGUAUUAAUGAUAUACGAUAUGAUCUCAUUUUCUUUUGGAUAUUAAAGAUGGUGAAAUAUUCAGAA
Messenger RNA from Strongylocentrotus purpuratus (purple sea urchin), 3569 nucleotides. RefSeq names its product required for meiotic nuclear division protein 1 homolog (gene rmnd1). The record is from RefSeq and is a predicted model, not a curated record. Gene Ontology annotation, biological process: positive regulation of mitochondrial translation. The coding region runs from base 105 to 1478 and encodes 457 amino acids. Lineage: Eukaryota; Metazoa; Echinodermata; Echinoidea; Camarodonta; Strongylocentrotidae. The transcript is spliced from 9 exons.